Messenger RNA from Gavialis gangeticus (Gharial), 1517 nucleotides. RefSeq names its product TIMELESS interacting protein (gene TIPIN). The transcript has 8 exons. Gene Ontology annotation, cellular component: nucleus; replication fork protection complex. Gene Ontology annotation, biological process: replication fork arrest; replication fork processing; DNA damage response. NCBI's taxonomy places the organism in Eukaryota, Metazoa, Chordata, Crocodylia, Gavialidae. Gene Ontology annotation, molecular function: DNA binding. The record is from RefSeq and is a predicted model, not a curated record. Bases 83 to 940 code for a protein of 285 amino acids.
UCGCGAGCGUUCAUCGGCACGGUUCUCCUGACUGGACUUGGCGGGAGCGUCUGUGGCGGUUGGAGGGGAAAUAGCUGCGAAGAUGGUAGAUCCAGUUGAAGGCAACAGGCUUGAUCUUCCUGAUUAUGAGCAUACAGAAGAUGAAACAUUUCCACCUCUUCCACCACCUGCCUCUCCAGGGAGACAUGAUGAUGAAGGGGCCCUAGCGAAUGAAGAGGCAGAUGGAAAUGAUCCAUCAGAAAUAAAGGAUACUUCUGUGACUGCCCAGAAGACGGUUAAAAGGCCAAAGCCUAAACUAGAUGCACAAAGGUUAAUUUCAGAAAGAGGACUUCCAGCCUUACGCCAUUUAUUUGACAAUGUAAAAUUCAAAGGUAAAGGGCAUGAGGUAGAGGACUUAGACACACUUAUGAGACACAUGGAACACUGGGCUCAUAGAUUGUAUCCAAAACUGCCAUUUGAUGAUUUUAUUGACAAGGUAGAAUCUUUAGGAAAUAAAAAUGAAGUUCAAACCUGCUUAAAACGAAUUAGACUUGAUCUUCCCAUUUUGUCUGAAGAUUUUACAAGUAAUGAAGAUGGCAGAGGGGAAAGUAACAGGCUCAAUAUGGUUGCUGAAGAUUUAGACAUUUUUUCUGAAAAUGCGAAGGAAGAAUUUGAUUCUUGCUCAAGUAGCACUCUAACGGAGGAGCAGCAACAAAGAAUGGAGAGAAACCGUCGAUUGGCCUUGGAACGCAGACAGGCAAAGAUACAGUUUACCAGCCUUUCACAACAUGAUGACCAAUCUGCAGGCCACUCAGAUGAAGAGUUUAACAGCACUGGGACUCAGAAUCCUGACAGUCUGAUAAAAUUAGAAGAAACUCUAGCUGCUGAAGCCGGAGUUGCUGAGAGAGAAGCCGUGGGCAAAGAUACACAAUUGGAACCUGUUGAAGAAGAGAUCCAAUAACUUUUGACAAUAUCUGGGUACAAAUAAUCAAAAAAAAAAAAAAAAGACCAGGCAUACUGUAGUACUAGCAAUAUCUCUUUACAAGUGUUGCUGUCUUUUUUCUACUUUCCUUUUUAAACUGGAAGGUUUACAGAAAUCUUAAUUAAAAGUGUAGAUGGCCAAAAUUUUCCCUGUGGGGGGGAAAAAAAGAGCAGGUAUAUAUGUUGUUCUACAACGGAGUAUCUGGUAAAAGAACAAAACACCAUUUUGCCUUUUCCCUAUACUUGAACCUUACUUUUGUCACUGUUGAAAAAGCAUUGCUGAUACUAGGUUUUCUGAAUUAUAUACAAGAGUGGUGGGGUUUUUUUAAUCCCCCCCCCCUUUUUUUUCAAACUUAAAUUUUGAAAGUCACUGGGAAUCCUGUUUUAGGAAAGGUUUUCUUUAUAGGGAAUAAGCAAUAGUGAAAUUUCAGAGAUGUCGUAUGCAAACAGGUAUCUCGAUUUAGCUGUUCAGAAACAUUUUGUAACCAUACUAAUUUCUUAUGAAAUGUUUGUAUUUCAUUAUUAUACAAAAGUUAUUAAAUUUUGGAAAUAAAGUA